AUGGUCGUUAACAAUCCUAACAACUGGCACUGGGUCGACAAGAACUGUAUUGAUUGGGCUAAGCAAUACUUCAAUGAACAACUCAUUGGUGUUAAGGCUGAGGGCAGCAACAACACGUAUGUGCAAGUUGAAUCGGUCUCCUCGUUAGAAGGUGAUGUGGAGGUAUGCCAAAGAAAGGGUAAGGUCAUUUCCCUCUUUGACUUGCGAAUUAUCUUGAACAUCGCAGGUGUCUCUGUUGCUGAUCCCGAGAAGACUUUCAAGGGCUCUGUCACUGUCCCCGAAUUGGCUUACGACACUGAGGAAGAUGAGAUCCAGUUUGACGUGAGCAUCUACAACGAGGACGCUGAUCUGGAGAAGAUGAGGCUUUUGGCUAAGAAGGAGCUCUUGCCAAAGCUUAGAGCUAAAUUGCUGCGUUUCGGCCCCGACUUGAUCUCCACUCACAGCAAGGACAUCCAGCUUGAGAGCGACAAGGUGAACUCUGUCUACACGAAAGAAAACCAAAGUCAGGCUUCUAAACCAUCAAAGCCAGUGGAGAAGCCCAAGACUGCGCCGGUUCCCGUUGCGUCUAGCGCUCCCCAAUCAAGCAGUGGCGUUCCUAGGUACAACACAUCUACGCUACAUCUUGAACCAACCUUCAAUACGACCGCUGAGCAGCUCUACAUUACUCUUUUGGACAGAGAAAGAAUCGGAGCUUGGACUAGAUCAGCACCUCAGUUGGAGGCAUUUCCUCCCAAAGAGGGUUCCGAGUUCAAGUUGUUCGGUGGUUCGAUUACAGGAAAGUUCACCAGGCUCGUGCCUAAUGAGCAUAUCACCCAACUCUGGCGUCUUGAGGAAUGGAAGUCGGGACACUAUGCGCAGCUUGAUAUUCAGUUGAAGCAGGGAGCUGGAGAAACAACCAUGGUCGUCAAAUGGACCGGUAUUCCCGUGGGCGAAGAAGACAGAGUCAGAGGCAAUUUCGAGGAGUACUAUGUGCGCUCGAUCAAGAUUGUGUUUGGCUUUGGCGCCCCAAUUACUUGUCAAGCCGCCGUUGCUUGGGAGGCUGGUAAGCCUCUUUCCAUUGAGGAAAUCACCGUCGACCCUCCAAAGGCCCACGAGGUCAGAUUCAAAGUCCACAACACAGGUGUGUGUCACACUGAUGCCUACACCCUCUCUGGUGUCGACCCAGAGGGCGCUUUCCCAGUGAUUUUGGGACACGAGGGUUCUGGUAUCGUUGAGUCUGUCGGAGAAGGAGUCGAGAAUGUCAAGGUCGGUGACCACGUUGUUGCAUUGUACACUGCUGAGUGUAAGAAGUGUAAGUUCUGCAAGUCUGGCAAGACCAACUUGUGUGGCUCUGUCAGAGAGACUCAGGGUAAGGGUGUCAUGCCAGAUGGUACCCUGAGAUUCCACUGCAAGGGUCAAGACCUUUUGCAUUUCAUGGGCUGCUCCACAUUCUCCCAGUACACCGUCGUUGCUGACGUUUCCAUUGUUGCUGUCAACCCAACUGCUGAGUUCGAGAAGACCUGUCUCUUGGGUUGUGGUAUAACUACUGGUUACGGUGCCGCUACCAUCACUGCCAAUGUCCAGGAAGGUGACAAUGUCGCUGUUUUUGGUGCUGGCUGUGUCGGUUUGUCCGUUGUCCAGGGUGCUAAGGAGAGAAAGGCUAACAAGAUCAUCGUUAUCGACAUUAACGACAAGAAGACCGAAUGGGCUGACAAGUUCGGUGCUACUGACUUCAUUAACCCUACCAAGUUGCCCGAGGGUACCACUAUUGUGCAGAAGCUUAUUGAGAUGACUGAUGGCGGUUGUGACUACACUUUCGACUGUACUGGUAACGUCAAUGUCAUGAGAGAUGCCUUGGAAGCCUGCCACAAGGGUUGGGGUACCUCCGUCAUCAUUGGUGUUGCUGCUGCUGGUAAAGAAAUUUCUACCAGACCAUUCCAAUUGGUUACCGGUAGAGUCUGGAAGGGUGCCGCUUUCGGUGGUGUCAAAGGCAGAUCCCAAUUGCCCGGCAUUGUUGACGACUACUUGAGCGGCAAGUUGAAGGUCGCCGACUUCAUUACUCACAGACACAAGUUGGACAAGAUCAAUACUGCUUUUGACGACAUGCAUAAGGGUGAUUGCAUCCGUGCCGUCAUCGAGUUGUGA
Molecule: messenger RNA, 2124 nt
Organism: Candidozyma duobushaemuli
Lineage: Eukaryota; Fungi; Ascomycota; Pichiomycetes; Serinales; Metschnikowiaceae
Product: S-(hydroxymethyl)glutathione dehydrogenase
Exons: 2
Coding region: 1-2124 (707 amino acids)
Biological process (GO): formaldehyde catabolic process
Cellular component (GO): cytosol
Molecular function (GO): protein-folding chaperone binding; S-(hydroxymethyl)glutathione dehydrogenase [NAD(P)+] activity; ATPase activator activity
Source: RefSeq, a predicted model, not a curated record